Pseudoliparis swirei is the source of this 1565-nucleotide messenger RNA. It is a transcript of the gene pdgfd, whose product is annotated as platelet derived growth factor d. NCBI's taxonomy places the organism in Eukaryota, Metazoa, Chordata, Actinopteri, Perciformes, Liparidae. Bases 1 to 1128 code for a protein of 375 amino acids. The transcript has 7 exons. Gene Ontology annotation, biological process: platelet-derived growth factor receptor signaling pathway; positive regulation of MAP kinase activity; positive regulation of phosphatidylinositol 3-kinase/protein kinase B signal transduction. Gene Ontology annotation, cellular component: membrane. The record is from RefSeq and is a predicted model, not a curated record. Gene Ontology annotation, molecular function: growth factor activity; platelet-derived growth factor receptor binding.
AUGAGUCUCCCAGUGGUCCUCCCGGUGGUCCUCCCGGUGGUCCUCCAGCUGUGGACCUUGUUGCUGUUCGGGACUUUCUCCUCGGCGGACGUCUCCAUGGCCAGAGUUCUGAGGGGCAACUUCCGGAGAGACGACUUUUACCGCAGAGAGCUGAACGUCACGGUGACGCCGGUGGGCGGAGCCAUCCACAGCCCGCGCUUCCCCAGCUCCUACCCCCGAAACCUCAUGUUGUCAUGGCGACUGACGUCACCGCCGGGGAGCCGCAUACACCUGGAGUUCGACCGGCACUUCGGACUGGAGGAGGAUGAGAACGGAGUGUGCAGGUACGACUUUGUUGAAGUGGAGGACCAAUCAGAGACCAGCACUAUCAUUUGGGGUCGCUGGUGUGGCCAGAAGGCUCCGCCCACUCUCAACUCCAAGAGCAACAGCAUCAGAGUCACCUUCAAGUCGGAUGAUUACUUUGUGGCCAAGCCGGGAUUCAAAGUGUGCUACUCCCUGAUGUACGACUCCCUGCUGCCUGCAUCCAACAGCAACUGGGAGGCGGUCACUCUGCCCAUGUCGGACCAGCCAGGAGGCAGGAGGACGGCUGCCUCCACUGAGGCCCCCCUCUCUCUGGAGGACUUGGACCGUUCCAUCGCGGCCUUCGACACCGUGGAGCAGCUGCUCAGAACCCUGAGCCCGGACACCUGGAGGCAGGACCUGGACAGCAUCUACACCCAGACCCACAUCCAGUACCGGGCCAGGGCCUACCACCUGGCCAGCAGGCACAGCAAAGUCGACCUGAACCGUCUCCACGACGACGUGAAGCGCUUCAGCUGCACGCCGCGCAACUCCUCGGUGAACCUGCGCGAGGAGCUGAAGGCCACCGGCGCCGUGUUCUUCCCCCGCUGCCUGCUGGUCAAGAAGUGCGGCGGCAACUGCGGCUGCGGAACCCGGGACUGGACCAACGGCUGCGGCUGCGAGGCGAACAAGAAGACGCUCAAGCUGCACGAGGUGCUGAAGUACACGCCGGACGUCAGUCUGUAUCGGCGCCAUCAGAAGCCGCGUGUGCGUUGGGUCAUAAACGAGAUCUUCCUCACGCACCACGAGACCUGCGAGUGUGUGUGUCCAUCCCAGCCGCCUCGCUGACACACACACACACACACACGCACACACACACACACACAUCAUGCAUCUGGAAUUGUUGGACAAGGACUGUCAGACCGUCGCUUGCAUUACACACGCAUGACUCAGCAAGUAAAACCUUCAGGACAAAACUUUAAACGCACAAAUGUUUCCAGACAAACGUGUUUUAUAUUUAACUUUCUUUUCUAUUUUUUUCAAAAAGUUUUAGCCGUUUCAAAAAUCUGAAGUUUUUUCUCUGAUAACCAAAAUUAAAAGAUAUUUUGGGCAGAAUCUUUUUUUUUUUUUCAUACCGUAGUCCACUAAAUAUUUGUAUUAGAAUUGCAUCAAAUAUGCAAACAUUUAUAUUUCAGGAUUUAAAAACCAACGUGAUUGUAUUCCAUCUCGUGUGUGUGGAGUUCCUUUAUAUCAUGAAGAGAGUGUGAAAAAUAUGAAGCGUGAGA